CAAAGCCAGCAAAACAUGCAGGGAAAAACCCAAACUUCCUUGACUCAAAGUGCGCCUAUAUAAACUCUGUUCAGUGAUAUCCGACCUCAGACAAGAAACCGUCUCAUCAAAGAUGAAGAACUUUUCUCUCUACUCUCAGCUGCUUCUCGUGUGUGUGGCGGCCGCAGCACUGCGCGCCAAUGCCUCCCACUCCCACUCCUACUCCCAGGAGGCUCGCCUGAAAGAGUUCAUCUCGUCGAGAAGGACCAGCAAUAGUAGCAGCGACGCGUUUAGAGUCCGUAAUAUAGCCGACAGGGUUGCCGUCAGUCUGAGCGCAGAGAGCUCUGCCUCGGAGUACCAGAGUUCCAUGAAGGCGGCCGACAAGAUCACGGCAUUGCUCGGGCAGCCGGAAGGCGUCGACUUCAACCAGUACAGUGGGUAUGUGACCGUCGACGAGGUGAACGGCCGCGCGCUCUUCUACUACCUCACCGAAUCGCCUUCAGGUGCCUCCGAGAAGCCACUCGUCUUGUGGCUCAACGGAGGUCCAGGAUGCUCAUCGCUCGCCUUCGGAGCAAUGCAAGAGCUCGGCCCGUUCCGCAUAACCCAGGACAACAAAACGCUAACCAGAAACAUGAACGCCUGGAACAACGUGGCUAAUGUGAUCUUCCUCGACUCACCCGCCGGUGUGGGAUUCUCCUACUCGAACACGUCCUCAGACUAUGAUCUUAACGGAGACGAAAGAACCGCGGACGACACGUUUGUCUUCCUCGUCAACUGGCUCGAGAGGUUCCCGGAGUAUAAAGACCGCGCCUUCUACAUCUCCGGGGAGAGCUAUGCCGGGCACUACGUGCCAGAGCUCGCAGCCACCAUCCUAUUCCACAACACAUACCACAACAGAACCAUCAUAAGCCUCAAGGGCAUCCUGGUUGGAAAUGCGUAUCUUGACAUAAACAGGAAUAUCAUGGGAACACUUGACUUCUUUUGGACCCACGGGGUGAUGUCGGACGAGGUCUACGCAAAUAUCACCAGGAACUGCGACAUCGACAUCUUGGGUCGCAGUAAUACAUUUGAAGAGACGGUGACGGCAUGCGUCGCUUUGGAUGCAUUCGACCCAGGCCAAAUCGAUGCCUACAACAUAUACGCUCCAGUUUGCAUUCACGCACCCAACAGAAUGUAUUAUCCCAGUGGCUAUUUACCUGGGUAUGAUCCAUGCAGUCCUUAUGCUGCCUAUGGCUACCUCAACAAUUCGGCGGUGCAACACGCUUUCCAUGCUAGAACGACAAAGUGGGGAAACUGCGCGAACUUGCACUGGAAAGAUUCACCGAUGUCCAUGAUCCCAACCCUCCGAUUUUUAAUCGAGAGCAAGCUUCCCGUUUGGUUAUUCAGUGGUGAUUUCGAUGCCGUGUGCCCACUUGCGGCGACGAGGUUUACUAUCCAAGAUCUGGGGCUCCCUAUCACCACUGCAUGGCGCCCAUGGACAGCAAAGGAGGAGGUGGGAGGGUAUGUUCAGCAGUAUGCUGGGGGGUUCACGUUUCUGUCCGUGAGAGGAGCUGGCCAUAUGGUUCCAUCGUCUCAGCCUGAGAGAGUGUUGAUAAUGUUGAGCUCUUUCUUGAAAGGGAUACUCCCGCCUUACAUCGAAGAGCAGCAGUAGCAGUGUUUCAUGAUGCACAGGUACAAUAAAAUCCAUAGAUCAGAAAUCGAUCUUCUUGCCAAACUUGAUAACAGAUGUCAUGGUGUUGAUGGAGGUGCACUUACAGUUCCCAAAGGUGCAUGCUCCUACAAGUGGUCACAGAUUUCUUUUAAAUAAAUAUAGAGUGAAUUCCAUUCUCCACCCAUUGUUUGUAAAUUUAUGAAGAUGUAUGUUGAACAUGUGUACAUGUUUGGUUGCAGCUGGGCUUGUAAUUAGCGGAGGGUUAUGUAUUUGAGUCGAACAUGUGUAACCAUGGCCUAACAUAUAAACCGUGGGGUAGCCAAACUAGACUAGACAAAAGCUGGUUAUAGGUUAGACACAAGAUCACGAGGGGACACUCCGCCACCCGUGGCAUGAUUCCCAGACCAGCUGUGCAGCGUGGUGGUCUGUUGUGCCGAUGGCCUCAGUACGUGAGCUUUGUCAUCUAUUGUACUAUGUUGAGGAGCACCCGUAGUCAUGCACCGGGUAGUAGGCGGGAUCGUCGAACCUCAUUAACGAAUCUUGGUGUCGUUGUUGUCA
Messenger RNA from Brachypodium distachyon (stiff brome), 2188 nucleotides. Its product is annotated as serine carboxypeptidase-like 40. The record is from RefSeq and is a predicted model, not a curated record. Lineage: Eukaryota; Viridiplantae; Streptophyta; Magnoliopsida; Poales; Poaceae. Gene Ontology annotation, biological process: proteolysis. Bases 113 to 1630 code for a protein of 505 amino acids. Gene Ontology annotation, molecular function: serine-type carboxypeptidase activity. Gene Ontology annotation, cellular component: vacuole. The transcript is spliced from 8 exons.